This is a messenger RNA of Talaromyces amestolkiae, 1383 nucleotides long. RefSeq lists its product as uncharacterized. The transcript is spliced from 3 exons. Gene Ontology annotation, molecular function: GTPase activator activity. NCBI's taxonomy places the organism in Eukaryota, Fungi, Ascomycota, Eurotiomycetes, Eurotiales, Trichocomaceae. Bases 1 to 1383 code for a protein of 460 amino acids. The record is from RefSeq and is a predicted model, not a curated record. Gene Ontology annotation, biological process: negative regulation of septation initiation signaling; activation of GTPase activity. Gene Ontology annotation, cellular component: mitotic spindle pole body.
AUGUCCGCUAACAGCAAACCGUCGCUGGCCAACACGAAAUUGCCGACAUUUGCUGUUCCUCCAGCUUCACCGCAAUCUCCUCGCAAGCUCCGCAAAUUUCAAUCGCAUCAGUCCUUAACUUCGACGGCAUUCUCGAGCUUCGGACAGCCUUUACCGACGACUACGACAGCGAUAGCAAGCAACGGGAAUGGCAAUCGGCAGCGCGAUGUCGCCGGCAAUGGCGCCACCACAGACAUUCAGUCAGACACGAAUGUACGGCCUCGCACCCGCGGAAGAUCGAAUAGUGAAUCAGGCUCGAGCAAUCCCACGCAAUUGACGACAGGCACGGUACGAACAAAGCGACCAGCCAGAAAGACGGAUUCGUCGGGGUAUUUCAUCAAGAGAUCAGGAUUGGAUGCGCUGUUACGCGACGGACCAGCGGAUGGGAGGUUGUUGGAAACGUUACAAGAGUUGAGGUUGAUGGUUUUGUCGAGUAGAGUCGAUGCGGAUUCAGAUGGCAUGUCUACAUAUCGAAUAUACCUCUGGUUAGCCCUCCUAGGCGUCCCUCCACUACCAACAGAUGAAUACCUCAACCUCGUCCACCGCGGCCGAUCGCCGGCAUACACCAAAAUUAGGAAUGACACCUUUCGCACACUGGCAACUGAUCCACUGUUUAAGCGACGAGUUACCGAAGCAAGUUUGAUACGAUUGCUGAAUGCAGUUGCUUGGAAAUUGCACGAUGCGCAACAACCGCCCAAACCGUCUUCGCGACCAUCGUCAAGAAGGAAAGAGUUACUAGAGCUCGCUAUAGACAGUCCGCCAACGAUCACGGAAGAACCAGAGGGUGACUCGGUACAACCGCUAGACAAUCCAACUACAAAACCGGCUAUUUACGUACAAGGCAUGAACGUCUUGUGUGCACCGUUUCUCUACGCAGCUCGUAGCGAAGUCGAGGCGUUCGCACUAUUUCAUUACUUUGUCACAAAGGAGUGUCCUGGGUACGUGCGGGGAGCCAUGGACGGAGUUCAUAAGGGUCUCCGCCUUGUUGAUCGGUGUUUGGAAAUUGUUGAUCCGAAACUCGCGGCUUAUCUGUUCUCCAAGGGAAUGUAUGCAGAAUUAUACGCAUUUCCAUCAGUUCUGACAUUAUGUGCCUGCACACCCCCGUUGCCGGAAGUGCUACAUUUAUGGGACUUUUUAUUCGCGUAUGGACCACAUUUGAAUGUUUUGUGCAUUGUUGCGCAGCUUAAUCGAAUGAGGGAUGCGAUUCUUCAGAGCGAGAGUCCUAAUAAACUCCUACGAUCAUUCCCACCCCUCGAGGCAGACAAAGUGAUUAGUCUGACGGUAUCGUUCGUUCGAAAGAUACCUGAUGACCUGUACGGGGAAUUGGUUGACCACGCAAAAUGA